Aspergillus terreus NIH2624 is the source of this 1212-nucleotide messenger RNA. Its product is annotated as lactate 2-monooxygenase. Bases 1 to 1212 code for a protein of 403 amino acids. The transcript has 4 exons. Gene Ontology annotation, molecular function: FMN binding; oxidoreductase activity. NCBI's taxonomy places the organism in Eukaryota, Fungi, Ascomycota, Eurotiomycetes, Eurotiales, Aspergillaceae. The record is from RefSeq and is a predicted model, not a curated record.
AUGUCGGAGAACUACGGCGAAUAUCAAACUGAAAUCUAUGGCCAGGGUGCCUUGAUGGGCACUCGGCCCACCGUCACGACAGACCCCCGGCUGCUGGAGGAGCAAGCCAAGAAAGCAUUGGGAGCCCGUUCCUACAACUAUGUCGCCGGGGGAGCUGGAGAGAAGGCGACAAUGGAUAGCAACCGGCUGGCAUUCCGCCAGUGGAAGCUAAUCCCCAGAAUGCUUAAACGGAUUGACAAUCAGAAUCUCUCGGUCAAUCUCUUCGGUCAGGAGUACCCAACUCCGCUCCUCAUGGCUCCGGUCGGUGUCCAGAGCCUAUUCCACGAGGACAAGGAGACCGGCCUCGCAGAGGCAUGUGCGGACGUCGGCAUUCCAUACAUUCUCAGCACUGCGAGCAGCAGCACCAUCGAGCAGGUCGCCGAGGCCAACGGCGACGGAAAACGCUGGUACCAACUGUACUGGCCUCAGUCCAAUGACGUCACCGCGUCUCUGCUGAAGCGUGCAAAGGAGAACGGGUACUCGGUGCUGGUCGUCACUCUGGACACUUGGUCCCUAGCUUGGCGGCCCGCCGAUCUGGACAAUGCCUACGUUCCGUUCAUCAAAGGAGUUGGGAACCAGAUUGGCUUUUCGGAUCCCGUCUUCCGCGCCAAGUUUGAGAAAGAGGCUGGGUGCAAAGUUGAAGAGGAUAUUGUCGCGGCGUCGAGAGCCUGGAUCUCAGAUGCGUUCCCCGGUCGAUCGCACUCGUGGGAGGAACUGGCGUUCCUCAGGAAGAACUGGGAUGGGCCGAUUGUCUUGAAGGGCAUCCAGCAUGUCGAAGAUGCUAAGCUCGCCCUGAAAGCGGGAUGUGACGGUAUUGUUGUUUCUAACCAUGGCGGGCGCCAAGUGGACGGUGCUAUCGGCUCCCUGGAGGUCCUCCCGGAGAUCGUGGAGGCGGUUGGCGACAAGAUGACCGUCCUGUUUGAUUCGGGCAUUCGCACCGGUGCCGAUGUCAUCAAGGCUCUGUGCCUAGGCGCGAAGGCGGUCCUCGUCGGCCGGCCGGUGGUCUAUGGUUUGGCCAUCGACGGGAAGAACGGUGCCAAGGCUGUCAUGAAGGGCCUCCUAGCAGACAUAUGGCAGAGUAUGGGACUGUCUGGAAUUGAUGGAAUCGCCGAAUGCACGCGGGACAGAAUCCGGAAAGUUCAAUAUGGCGGAGAUAUCAAGGCGAUGAUGUGA